Schistosoma bovis is the source of this 696-nucleotide messenger RNA. NCBI's taxonomy places the organism in Eukaryota, Metazoa, Platyhelminthes, Trematoda, Strigeidida, Schistosomatidae. The record is from the annotation of a GenBank genome assembly.
AUGGCAUAUCCAGGUUUCUGGUCAUUUCUGUUUUCUUUGUUAGACACAGUGUCGAUUCAAAAUACUAGAUUUACUGUACAACAUGAUCCUUCCACUACUACAAUUUCUUCGGAAAUCACUAAUAUUAGUCAAAAACCGCGUAACAGAUAUGAGAUUCUCCUCUUAACUGAAUGUGUCGCCAUACAGUCCAUUAUAAAUAUCACGGUGGAAGAUGAGGAAAAUAACAUAAGUUCAACUAUGUAUCUCAAUAGAACCUUGCAAAAUAAGAUCAUUGUGAAUGGCACAUGUGAACAAAAAAGACAGGAUUUGACAGUUUCAUGGUCGCCAAAUGUCGAUUUCUUAGACUGGAAACUUAUAUUUGUGUUUGGAGAGGAUUCUGAAAGAUAUGAUCUGGAAAGCAUAGGUAUUACUUAUACUGUUGAUAAAGGCAGUGAAAUUGAUGCUAAUACAGAUAGAGGUUUGUUCACGAUUCCUGUCGGUGGAUACUAUGAAUGUGCCAAUCAUUUACAUAGAGAACUAUUCGUGGACGAUAAUGAUAAUAUAAAAGUCAAUAUUUAUUUUUUAAACUCAUCAAUGGAAGCAUUCAGACUUGAAAAUCGUUCAGAAUUUAUGGGUCUUGGUACGAACUGGAAAAAAUCCCGAAUAAAAUGCUCGGUAUGUUUUAUGACAUUAUCUAUUAUUGAACCAUCAUAUUAG